Dacryopinax primogenitus is the source of this 1728-nucleotide messenger RNA. RefSeq lists its product as uncharacterized. Bases 1 to 1728 code for a protein of 575 amino acids. Gene Ontology annotation, biological process: protein histidyl modification to diphthamide. Gene Ontology annotation, molecular function: diphthine-ammonia ligase activity. NCBI's taxonomy places the organism in Eukaryota, Fungi, Basidiomycota, Dacrymycetes, Dacrymycetales, Dacrymycetaceae. The transcript is spliced from 8 exons. The record is from RefSeq and is a predicted model, not a curated record.
AUGAAGUUUGUUGCCCUGCUUAGUGGUGGCAAGGACAGCUGUUACAACAUUGCACAUUGCCAGAAAUGGGGACAUGAACUUAUUUGCGCUGCAACGUUAUCCCCACCACAGGGUAAAGAUGAGAUAGACUCUUUCAUGUACCAAACCGUGGGGCAGGACGCUAUUGAGUUCGUGGCUCGAGCGCUUGAAGUACCACUUGUUCGGAGAACAAUUGAAGGUCAAGCAGUGGAGCAAGGCGCUGAAUACGGCACGAGAGCUGGCACCUCCCAAAUCUCGGCAGAUCAGCAAGGGGUGCUCGGCGAUGAAACGGAAGAUCUUUUCGAAUUGUUAACACACGUGAAGAGGCAAUUCCCAAACGUUGAGGCAGUUUCUGUCGGUGCCAUUCUGUCCACCUAUCAAAGGGUUAGGGUUGAGCAUGUGUGCCGACGUUUGCAAUUGACACCACUCGCAUAUCUUUGGCAACGUGGUCAAGUGGAACUCCUGGCAGAGAUGGUGGAAUCGGGUGUGGAUGCAAUCCUGAUCAAAGUAGCUGGCAUCGGCCUGACACCGCAACAUUUGGGAAAGUCGCUCGCAGAAAUGCAACCAACUCUCUUGAAAUUGGCAAGUACACAUCGUUUGUAUGGAGCCCAUCCCUGCGGUGAAGGAGGAGAGUACGAAACAUUGACACUCGACUGCCCAUCGUUCCGGCAUCGAAUAGAGCUCACCGACACCGAAACUGUUAUACACUCGGAUGCCGAUUUCGCUUCAGUUGCAUACCUCCGAGUCAAGAAUGCACGUCUCCUCCCGAAAGAGUUGGAGCAUGUCGAAAUACCGGCACCACCAAUGCUUUCAGAAGAGGCUCAAGUACUCGUCCAGACACCCCUACCCACUCGACAUGAUCCUGCGGUUCAGCCGCAAUAUAGAGAACCAACUACAUCGCCUGAUUCCGCCCAUCGCGUUCAUCCCAGAUUGCUCACCGGGCUUCCAUCCGUGUGCGUCAAGGGAGGAUGGCUUAGCAUUGGCAACGUACAAUAUGUGCCGUCGACUCCAUCAGAACAGCAGAAGCUGACACUCGAUAUGGAGGCGCAAGCAUGUUUUGAAAUAAUAAACCACCACUUGAACGACCACGGCUUCACACUCGCGGACAUAGGACAAAUAAGCCUGUUCAUUUCUACGAUGGAUAUAUUCACGUCGAUCAACGCGAUCUAUUCAACUUACUUCGGUACGAGCCCUCCGACGAGAGCUUGUGUGGGUGUGGACUUGCCUUCCCCGGUUCGAAUAAGGAUGGACAUCAUCGCGUGCAACAAGCCUCAUCGUAUAGCACUCCAUGUUCAAGGGCUAAGUUACUGGGCGCCCGCCAAUAUUGGGCCAUAUUCGCAAGCUGCCGACGAAUGCGUAUUCGUGUCCGGACAGAUUGCUCUCAACCCUCCGACAAUGGCUCUUGCGGAUGAGUCAUUGCUGGUGCAGGCGGCGUUGUCAUUUCAGCAUCUUGAUCGUGUCGUGCAGGCUUUUCACACCAGCGGGGGAGGAUGGACCGGACGUGCGUUGUGUGCUGUGUGCUGGACCGCUUCCGUUGACGAUCUCCGUCCGGCUACCAUCUUGUGGAAAGCUAACUUGGAUUAUAAGGCCUGUGCAUAUCUAAUUUGUUGUUCUGUCAUUAAUUCAUAUCACAGGGUGUCGGAUCACCACCAGUCGUAUUCGCCGCUGUUGAAGAACUGCCGAGAAAAGCGAGAUUCGAAGCGCAGCUGA